AUGGCUGCCAAAAUCACCGCAUGCUUUACUUUCCUGAAGGAAGCUCUGAUCCUCCCCACGCUAAACCCCAAGCUCUUCGCGCCCGUGCUCGUCCUCUUUGCCGUCACCGCCUUCCUUGACCCCUUGGUCCAUGUCGUGUUCGUCCACCCUCUCGCCGAUGGCAUGGCCAGCCGUCUCAGCGAGAUCAACAGCACGGACCCCUCGAGCGCCGAGUACGCCAAGCUCAUCGAGAAGCUCACGGAGACGGAGGAGAUGAAGCAGGUUGGUAAGAGGAUGGUCCGCAUCACCAUCGCCAAGUUUACCGUCGGUCCGGCGCUCGGCCUCGUCAAGCAGAUCCUCGCCCUCUUCGCGGCCUCCACGACCUACUCCGGCGACCGCUACUCCCUGGCGGGCCUCCUGCGCGAGCUGGUCACCGGGAGGAUCAGCCUGAAGGGCCCUUCCAUUACCAUCGCCGUCGUCGGCGCGCUUGACUUCACAGGGGCAGUCCUGGCCGCGCUGAUGGGCAGCCGUUCGGGGGUGCUCUCCGUCCAGGGUCUGGUCUCCCUCAUCGCGCACCUUGCCUCCCUCUGCCUCACCGUCAUCGCGCUGGUGGGCGUCGCAGCAUCGGUGGCAGACAGCAGGAAGUGCCGCGGCGUGCGCGCGCUCCGGCAGGCGUGGCGGCUCGUGACGCGGGUGAGGCGGAAGGAGGGCCUCGUGCUGGUGCUCGUGGCAUAUCUCGGGCCUACCGUUGUGGCUCCGUUACACAGGUUCGCUCUUGGGUAUGCCAAGAGGAGCAUGGCGGCGUGCUUGUGCUUGAUGGCCGUGUAUGCUCUUCUGUCUGGCGCGCAGCAGCUAUUCUCCUUGGCGGCAGCCACGGUGUACUACUACCAAGCCAUGGAGAGCAAGGAGGUGAUCGAUGACUUGUGGUUAUGCUAA
Triticum turgidum subsp. durum (durum wheat) is the source of this 915-nucleotide messenger RNA. The record is from the annotation of a GenBank genome assembly. NCBI's taxonomy places the organism in Eukaryota, Viridiplantae, Streptophyta, Magnoliopsida, Poales, Poaceae.